Cylas formicarius (sweet potato weevil) is the source of this 412-nucleotide messenger RNA. It is a transcript of the gene bcn92, whose product is annotated as LYR motif-containing protein 4. Lineage: Eukaryota; Metazoa; Arthropoda; Insecta; Coleoptera; Brentidae. Gene Ontology annotation, cellular component: L-cysteine desulfurase complex; mitochondrion. The record is from RefSeq and is a predicted model, not a curated record. Gene Ontology annotation, biological process: iron-sulfur cluster assembly. The transcript is spliced from 3 exons. Bases 73 to 333 code for a protein of 86 amino acids.
UUUAUUAUUUAUAAACUAUGGAGUAGCCACAGGAAUCAGGAAUAUUUACAAGAGGAAUAAACAUACUAAGAAAUGUCGUCAAAAAAGCAAUUGUUGUCAUUAUAUAAAUCUUUGAUAAGAGAGUCUCAGCAGUUUGCCUCUUACAAUUUCAGAAGCUAUGCCGUUCGCCGAGUAAGAGACAGCUUUAGAGAAAAUAAGUUUUUGAUGGAUGUAGAAGUAAUCCGUACUAAAUUAAUAGAGGGUCAAAAUAACUUAGAAUUAAUUAAAAGACAGGCACUCAUCAGUCAAAUGUACAAAACGGAUAAAUUGGUUAUAGAAAAUAUGAAUUCCUAGGUAAUAAAUAAACACAACUGUUUAGUAUUCGAUAGUACUUAAUUUAUUAAUUAUUGUUUUUCUAUAAAUUUAACCAAAU